Salarias fasciatus (jewelled blenny) is the source of this 4503-nucleotide messenger RNA. Its product is annotated as glycogen debranching enzyme-like. Lineage: Eukaryota; Metazoa; Chordata; Actinopteri; Blenniiformes; Blenniidae. The record is from RefSeq and is a predicted model, not a curated record. Gene Ontology annotation, biological process: glycogen catabolic process; glycogen biosynthetic process. Bases 15 to 4484 code for a protein of 1489 amino acids. The transcript has 33 exons. Gene Ontology annotation, molecular function: amylo-alpha-1,6-glucosidase activity; 4-alpha-glucanotransferase activity.
AGAGCACAGACGACAUGGACACACUGGAGCGAGCGCUGUUCUGCCUGGAACAAGGCUUUGAGCUGCAGUUCCGUCUGGGCCCGACGCUCCAGGGUAGAGAAGUCCGGGUGUACACCAACUACCCAACCAACGGCUACAAGUUCAACCGCCUGCAGUUCCAUCCACUGGACUGGGUUUACCCCAACAGCCAAAAGGAUGACUGCGAUAAGUACUGCAGGCUGGACCUGACGGUGGCCGGGUCCUACCAGUACUACUUCUCCUGUGGGGACAAGGAGAAGGUCAGUGGUGGGUACAUCGUGGUAGAUCCAGUACUGAGGGUCGGAGCCAGCAAUGACAUCCUGCCGCUGGACCGCAUCAGCAGCCAGACGUACCUGGCCAAAGGUCUCGGUCCAGUGGACACGUGGCUCAGCAGGAUCAGGGUUGCAAAGGAAACCGGAUACAACAUGAUCCACUUCACCCCCCUGCAGAGACUGGGCUCGUCUGGACUCUGUUACUCCAUCUCAGACCACCUGGAGCUGAACCCGGCCUUCUCAGCAGGGGCGAAGAGCUGCACCUGGGAGGACAUCGGACGCCUCGUGGAGACGCUGAGGAGGGACUGGAAUAUGAUUUGCAUCUCUGACGUGGUCUACGAUCACACAGCGGCUGACGGAGCCUGGAUCCUGCUGCACCCUGAAUGUGGCUACAACCUGGUGAACUCCCCGGAGCUGAGGCCGGCGUGGCUCCUGGACCGAGCCCUGUGGCACUUCAGCUGCCAGAUGGCUGAUGGGACGUUCUCCAAACAAGGACUACCAGCACUCAUUCAAGACGAGCGCCACAUGACCGCUCUGCGAGGCGUCCUGUGGCAGCAGGUCUUCUCCAGGCUCAGCCUCUGGGAGUUCGGGCAGGUGAAUGUGGACGAGGCUGUGGAUCAGUUCAGACAAGCUCUGCAGAAAGGUGCAGUCAGCGUCCGUCCUCCGGCUGGUUCCACAGAGCUGAAGACGCUCCAGGAUCCACAGUGCCGACGCUUUGGACGGACGGUGGACCUGGGUUCGGCCGUGCUCGCGUUCUCACCUCUCAGCUCCAAGCCAGCAGACAUCGAAGAGUCCUGCUGCCGCUUGAGGAAGAAACUGGAAGAACUGAACUGGGAAGAAUACAGGAAGAUGAGUCUCUGCACAGAGCAGGUGUUGGACAGCGUGCUGGAUCAGGUGCGUUCAGAGCGUCUUGCAGUGGACGGUCCCCGGCUGGCCGUGGUCUCCAGGGAGCGUCCCCUCUGUCCCAGGUACUUCACCUUCCCGUUCGGAGAGCUGAGCCUUGCUGAGGAGAAGCAGCUGCUGCAGACGGAGACGGCCGGCCGCAUCCUGGCUUACGACGCCUUCCUGAGGGGAGACCCGCUGCGGAGGUCCGCCGAACCCGACCCAGAGAAGCUGCUGCGACGACAGCUGGAGGUUCGAGGCAACGACGUGAAGCUGCGCUAUGGAGAGACGCCCGAGGACUGUCCCCAGCUGUGGGCCCGCAUGAGGGCCUACACCGAGCUCACUGCCAGGGUCUUCUCUGGCGUCUGCGUGGUCGACUGCUCCUCCACCCCUCUGCACGUGACGGAGGCGAUGCUUGCAGCAGCCAGAGCCCUCAGGCCUAACUUCUAUGUGAUGGCUGAGCUGCAGGCUGGCAGUCAGCUUACUGACUCUGUCUUUGUGAACCGCCUGGGGAUCACCAGCGUGGUGCGAGGUGUGGCUGACCGGCACAGUGAGGAGGACUGGCUCUCCUGCUUCGGUAAAGAGCCAAUCGGUGCCUUUGUCCAGCCCAGCCUUCGACCUCUGACCCCGGCUGCCGCUCACAGCAUGUUCAAGGACAUCAUCCCGGACUAUUCCAGACCCAUGAAGGACUGUUCCGUGUACAACAUCAUGGUGGACUCCACCCUGGGUUCUAUGGCGUGCUGCGCUACAGGCAGCACCAGAGGAUACGACGAGCUGCUGCUCCACCAGGACUCUGGGAGGAGAGAAGCUCUUCACUACGCCUGCUGGAGCAGUGAUGCCCCCAAAGAGAACCACACCCACCUGGGAACAGGGAUCCUGGCUGCAAGGCUGGCUCUGAACACCCUGCACCAGCAGCUCUCUGCUGAGGGCUUCACUCAGGUGGAUGUGAGGCAGCUGGGUGGAGACGUGAUCGUAGUGACCAGACACUGUCCCAGUUCCCACCAGUCUGUGGUUGCUGUGGUUCGGAGGGCUGACAGGAGUCCAGAGUUGCAGCACUGCAUUGAUGUUCCACCUAUCUCCAUCCCAGGCCGAAUCCAAGAGGUGCUGUUAGAAGCUGUGACCGUCGACCACAACGUUGGCACAGAGAACGGAUUCAGUAACUGGAAGAUAGAGAUUAGAGAGCACAUCCAGCUGCAGGACAGCAGAGUGGAGAUAAGAACGAUAAACCACCAGAGUUCUAAUCAAGAGAUUAACUUUGAGAAGUUACCUCCAGGUUAUGUGAUCAUCUUCAGGGUGGCUCUGGAUUCAAAGAUCCAACAGUGUGUGAAGGCUCUGAGACACCAGCUGGUUCAGUUCAGUCCUCAGUACCAGACUGAGAGUCUGCCUGAACAGAACCCCCCGUCUGUGCUGUCCCAGUCUCUGAGGACGAUCUUGUCCAGGCUGAGUCUGAUUGACAUGAACAUGCUGCUGUACCGCUGCGAUGCUGAGGAGAGGGAGGACGGACGAGGAUGCUACAGCGUCCCCUGCUGGUCCCCCCUCAUCUACGCAGGCCUGCAAGGGCUGAUGUCUGUGAUGGCAGAGAUUCGUCCUCACAAUGAUCUUCAUCAUCCGUUCUGUUUGAACCUGAGGCGAGGAGACUGGAUUCUGGACUACACCGUCAGCAGGCUGCUGGCCAAGGGGGGCCCUGUGGCGGAGGUGGGUCUCUGGUUCGAGGCCAUGUUUGGUUACCUGAAGCGUCUUCCUCGUGACCUGGUGCCGUCGUACUUUGACGCCAUUGUCCAGGGAGCCUACACCACUGCUCUCAACGCCGUGUUCUCCAGAAUGUCCAGCUUUGUGCAGACUGGCUCCAGCCUGGUCAAACAGCUGGCUCUGGGCUCGGUGCAGAUGUGUGGACCAGGUCACAGCUGGACUCAGCUCAACCUGUCCCCUGGCCUGAAGGUGGAGCUGCAGAGCUGCGUGUCCCUGGCAGCAGGGCUGCCUCACUUCAGCGUGGGGGUGUUUGGCUGCUGGAGCCGGGACACAUUCAUGUCCUUCAGAGGACUGCUGCUGCUGACGGGCCGACACGCCGAAGCCCGGAACCUCCUCCUGUUGAUGGCCAGCAGUCUGCGUUACGGUUUGAUUCCCAACCUGCUGAGCCGGGCCGGAGCGGCCCGCUACAACAGCAGAGACGCGGUGUGGUGGUGGCUGCAGUGCGUCCAGGAGUUCUGCACCCUGGUCCCUCAGGGCCUGUCCAUCCUCCGUUGUCCCGUCUCCAGAGUGUUCCCCACUGACCAAUCAGAGCCGCAGCCUGCCGGAGCCUGGGAGCAGCCUCUCUACGACGUGAUCCAGGAGGUCAUGCAGAGACACAUGCAGGGCAUCUGCUUCAGAGAGGACAACGCAGGACCGCGGCUGGACCCCAGCAUGGUGGACGAAGGAUUUAAUGUGGAGGCUGGAGUGGACCUCACCACCGGCUUCGUCUACGGAGGAAACCGCUUCAACUGUGGAACAUGGAUGGAUAAGAUGGGGGAAAGUGACAGAGCUCACAACAAAGGAGUUCCUGCUACUCCCAGGGACGGAUCUGCGGUGGAGAUCGUGGGUCUGAGUAAGUCUGCCGUUCGCUGGAUUGCCGAGCUCCACGGCGGCGGACUCUUCCCGUACCGGGCGGUCAGCGUGAGCAGAGGAGGAAAGACGUUCUCCGUGUCCUAUGAGGACUGGGAUCAGAAGAUCCAGGAACACUUUGAAAAACACUUCUACAUUUCCAACAGUCCAAAGGAGUGUGAGGACAAACAUCCAGAGCUGGUCCACAAAAGAGGCAUCUACAAGGACAGCUUCGGGGCCUCCAGCCCCUGGUGUGACUACCAGCUGAGACCCAACUUCACUGUGGCCAUGGUGGUGGCUCCAGAGCUCUUCCCGGUGCAGAAGGCCUGGCAGGCUCUGUCUGUGGCUGAAGAGAAGCUUCUGGGUUCUCUGGGGAUGAAGACGCUGGAUCCUGAUGAUCUGGUGUACCGUGGAGUCUACAACAACAACCUGGACAACGAGGACUUCAGCCAGGCGAAAGGCUUCAACUACCACCAGGGCCCAGAAUGGCUCUGGCCUCUGGGAUACUUCCUUCGAGCGAAGCUCUACUUUGCGAAGAAACUGGGGAAAGACAGAUAUGACUGCAGUGUAAACCUGGUGAAGAAGAUUCUGUCUCAUCACACCCUCCAUCUGCAGAGGUCUCCAUGGAAAGGUCUUCCCGAGCUGACCAAUGAGGGCGGCCGGGCCUGUCCCUUCAGCUGUGAGAGCCACGCCCCCGCCAUGGCGUCCCUGCUGGAACUUCUGUACGAGCUGUAAACUCCUCAUUAAAGAGUGA